This is a messenger RNA of Drechmeria coniospora, 1683 nucleotides long. Its product is annotated as COMPASS complex protein. The coding region runs from base 1 to 1683 and encodes 560 amino acids. The transcript is spliced from 2 exons. The record is from RefSeq and is a predicted model, not a curated record. Gene Ontology annotation, molecular function: transcription cis-regulatory region binding; protein binding. NCBI's taxonomy places the organism in Eukaryota, Fungi, Ascomycota, Sordariomycetes, Hypocreales, Ophiocordycipitaceae. Gene Ontology annotation, cellular component: Set1C/COMPASS complex.
AUGUCCUCGGAUGUUGGAAGUCCCAAACGGGAGCCGACGCCGACAGCAGCUUCAUCGCUCUCGUCGAUCCCGAAAAAACGCGCGUUGGAUGAUGGCCACUGCCCAUCCAUCCUCUCGCCACUGAACACCGAGACGAAGCUGUCCGAGCACCAAGCACCAGACGACAGUACCCCUGUGAGCCGCUUCAAGCCUACGCGUGUUCGGAAGGACACGCUCAAGAAGCGCGAGGCCAAGGGCGGCGGCGGCGGCGGCGGGGAGGCUGCUCUCGCAACCUCAGACCCGAGCAAUGGCCGCUCAGCGACGCCCGAAUCGGAGAUGGGCCCCUUGCGGUACAAGCUCGCGCCGCCAAAGCCGUCCGACUUCGACCUGCCGCGGGGACCUGUCAUGGCGUCGCACCACGAAGUGACCCUGUCUGGCGGCCAGAGUGUCCAGUUCUUCGAGACGUCGGAGCACGUCUUCAACAAGAAGAAUUUCCGAUACAUGCACUGCAUCGCCGACCCCCUCUUCCCCUCCAUGAUAUACUACCGCCAGACGGAGCCGGAGCCGUUUGGCCCUCGCAUGAGCUUCGAGGAUGUCGCCCCCAGCGUCUACUUCGACAGCUCUGCCCGGCAAAUAACAACGGACAAGGGCUUUCGGAUGGGCCGAGCCAACGUCGCAGUCCGGCAGGGCCGCUGGUACUGGGAGUGCAAGAUUACCCAAGGCGUGCCGCCAGUCAAGGACGGCGCCGGCGGCGAGACCGGCCGUGGCCAGCACGUCCGGCUGGGCUGGGCGAGACGGGAGGCAUCUCUCGAUGCGCCCGUCGGCUUCGAUGCGUACAGCUAUGGCAUCCGUGACGUCGCCGGCGAAAAGGUCCACAUGUCACGUCCCACCGACUUCUUUCCUCCCGGCGACGGCAUUCGCGAGGGCGACGUCAUCGGCUUGGAGAUCCAGCUCCCCUCCGAGCAUCUGCAGCGCAAGGUUCUCGAAGGAAACUACAGCCCGAUCGUCGACGCCGCCGACGACGAGCAUCCGCCGCCGGCCGAGGCAUCCAACAUUGUGCGCGACCGCGUGCCCAUCCGAUUCAGGUCGCACACGUACUUUGAAAAGAUCGAGUACCACCCGACCAAGGAGCUUGAGGACUUGAUGAACCCGUCGCCUAUCCUCCCAGGCUGCCCACCACCCCCGGCGCCUAGCCCGAAUCAUCCAUCCCCUGCGCUUCGCACGCUGCCGAACUCGUGCAUCAGGAUCUACAAGAACGGCGUCCUCGUGGGCACGCCGUUCGAGAAUCUGCUGUGCUUCCUACCCCCCGCGUCGAAACCGAUGCCUCAGGUUGGCGCCCGCGAGAACCUCGAUGACGGCUUGCUUGGCUACUACCCAGCCGUGAGCGUCUUCCGCGGCGGCUCGGCAGAGGUCAACUUUGGCCCCGACUUUUGGUUCCCGCCACCAGGGUACGGUUCCGCAAUGGACGAGGUCGACCUGGUGCUUGCCGGAGAGCAUCGGCGGGACAGGAUCCACGCCGUGUCGGAGCGCUACCAUCAGCAAAUCGCCGAGGACAUCGUUUACGACAUCAUAGACGAGGUGGACUUCUGGAUGAAAGAUGCCGGGUCCUCGACAGAUCAGGAUGACGCACGGCCGCGAGAUGAGACCCCAUCCGCUCUGGCACCGGGAAGGGAGGAGAUCAAGGAGCUGGUCCAGGACGACUGA